ACUAUAAAAGGAGUGAGAGAGCGGUUGGGGCGGAUUAGUCAGCUCUGCUGCAGUUGUUGGAGAGAUGAGACCCGUGUGGCUGUUGGUUGUGUUGGCUGCUGUAGUGGCGGCCGAUGACGACCAGGAAGAAAAGAACAAUAAUAAUACUCAGAACGCUGGUGCUAGCAACAAUGAUACACAGGGACGGACUCGUAACACUAAAGGAGCUGGCCAGGGAGACACCAGGCUCCUGAACCUCGGUGCAGGAGACUCUAUCGCAGGACUACUCGCAGCAGCUGGCAACCCGAACUUUGUUGACAACCAAGGACCUGACUUCGGUGGCCGUCAGAUAGGAGAUGGCUUCGGUGGACGUCCAUUUGGGAAUGGAUUUUCUGGACAACCACUAGGUGGCUUUAGUGGACAACCAAUAGAAAGUGGCUUUGGUGGACGACCAUUUGGAGGUGGAUUUGGUGGACGACCAUUUGGAGGUGGAUUUGGUGGGCGACCAUUUGGAGAUGGAUUUGGUGGACGACCAUUUGGAGGUGGAUUUGGUGGACGACCAUUUGGAGGUGGAUUUGGUGGACGACCAUUUGGAGGUGGACUUGGUGGACGACCAUUUGGGACUGGAUUUGGUAGUCAACCACUAGGAAGUGGCUUUGGUGGACAACCAAUAGAAGGUGGCUUCGGUGGACGACCAUUUGGAGGUGGAUUUGGUGGACGACCAUUUGGAGGUGGAUUCGGUGGACGACCAAUAGGUGGUGGCUUUACUCCUAGUUUCGGCGGACGACCUGGCGGUUCUAGCUUUGGAGGAGAGCCCAAUGGUGUCGGUAACGGUGGCUUCAACGGUCAGGGUGGGAGCGGGUUUAACAAUCAGUUUGGAGGUGGAAUUAACAACCAGGUAGCAGGUUCGGAUGGAUCGUUUGGAAGACAGAAGGCUGGACAGUGUCCACCUGUGCGUUUAGGAUGUCCACCCACUAGGAGUUUCCAGCCACCCGCCCCCUGUGUUAGUGACAGUGAGUGCAGUGGUACUGACAAGUGUUGUUUCGACAUCUGCCUGCAGGACAGUGUGUGCAAACCUGCAGAGAACCUGCCUGGCUUCGCCCGUUGAAGACCCUUGUUAAUAUUCUCAUAAAUUAUUAUUGUUUCCUACUUGUUUAAUAAAGUAUAUGAAACGUUCAUCUCUGUUCAUAUUAUAUUCUUUGUACAUUAAAUAUUGUAUAUAACUUUAUUUAUAAUUGUUGUUAUCUAAGUGUUUAAGUAUACCUGGAGUAUACCUGGAAGUUGUUUCGGGGGUCAACAUCCCGAGGCCCGGUCCAUGGCCAGGUCUCGUGGUGGAUCAGGGCCUAAUUAACCAAGCUGUUACUGC
This is a messenger RNA of Cherax quadricarinatus, 1345 nucleotides long. RefSeq lists its product as uncharacterized. The record is from RefSeq and is a predicted model, not a curated record. Lineage: Eukaryota; Metazoa; Arthropoda; Malacostraca; Decapoda; Parastacidae. Gene Ontology annotation, cellular component: extracellular region. Gene Ontology annotation, molecular function: peptidase inhibitor activity.